AUGUCAAGAAAUGCUUUGGCUGUUAAUUUCAGUCCUCCAGAAGCUGCAGAAUUUCGCGGUGAAUCUUACAAAUCGUCGUGUCAAAUUUUAGCUUGCCCAGAAAUUAUUGAAAAUAAUUUGGUUAAUGAUAGUGCCUACGAUUAUUAUACGUUUUAUAAAAAUUUAAGUGAAGAAUUUACCUGCGUAAAAUCUGUGGGUGUUUAUAGAUUGUUUAAAGAAAAAUCUAAUUAUAUCCAAGCGAUUAAUACUUGUAUGAGUUUAAACGGAGAUUUAGCUCAAGUCCAAAGUGAUGUUUUAACUAAUUCUUUGGGAACGUUAAUUUCGGGGAAAAUCAAAAAUUGGACUAAAAUCGCUUUUAUUGGAUUGGACGAUUAUUGGAAAUUAAAAUAA
Onthophagus taurus is the source of this 390-nucleotide messenger RNA. Its product is annotated as tetranectin. The record is from RefSeq and is a predicted model, not a curated record. NCBI's taxonomy places the organism in Eukaryota, Metazoa, Arthropoda, Insecta, Coleoptera, Scarabaeidae.